AUGACGGAACAAAAGGCCCUAGUGACGCGCAUUACAAAUGAAACAAAGAUCCAGAUCGCGAUCUCUCUAAAGGGUGGUCCGCUAACGCUGGAACACUCGAUUUUUCCAGAAAAGGAGAUAGAAGCUGUCGCAGAGCAGGCUACGCAAGCGCAAGUAAUUAACGUUCAUACAGGCGUAGGAUUUCUGGACCACAUGGUACAUGCUCUGGCCAAGCAUGCCGGCUGGUCGCUAAUCGUCGAGUGCAUUGGCGACUUACACAUAGACGACCACCACACCACUGAAGACUGCGGGAUUGCCCUCGGUCAAGCUUUCAAACAGGCCCUAGGAGCCGUGCGUGGUGUAAAACGGUUUGGUACAGGAUUUGCACCCUUAGACGAGGCGCUUUCCAGGGCAGUGGUAGAUCUUUCAAACAGGCCCUACGCAGUCAUUGAACUUGGUUUGCAAAGAGAGAAGAUAGGCGAUCUCUCUUGCGAGAUGAUCCCACACUUUCUCGAGAGCUUUGCAGAGGCUAGCAGAAUCACCCUGCACGUAGACUGCCUGCGAGGCAAAAAUGACCACCACCGUAGUGAGAGCGCUUUCAAGGCUCUCGCGGUAGCCAUCAGAGAAGCGACCUCAUCCAAUGGCACAAACGAUGUGCCUUCUACUAAAGGUGUUCUUAUGUAA
Molecule: messenger RNA, 663 nt
Organism: Saccharomyces mikatae IFO 1815
Lineage: Eukaryota; Fungi; Ascomycota; Saccharomycetes; Saccharomycetales; Saccharomycetaceae
Gene: HIS3
Product: imidazoleglycerol-phosphate dehydratase HIS3
Exons: 1
Coding region: 1-663 (220 amino acids)
Biological process (GO): L-histidine biosynthetic process
Molecular function (GO): imidazoleglycerol-phosphate dehydratase activity
Source: RefSeq, a predicted model, not a curated record